Molecule: messenger RNA, 4323 nt
Organism: Plasmopara halstedii
Lineage: Eukaryota; Oomycota; Peronosporomycetes; Peronosporales; Peronosporaceae
Product: pek gcn2 protein kinase
Exons: 4
Coding region: 1-4323 (1440 amino acids)
Biological process (GO): regulation of translational initiation by eIF2 alpha phosphorylation; DNA damage checkpoint signaling
Cellular component (GO): cytosol
Molecular function (GO): ATP binding; protein binding; eukaryotic translation initiation factor 2alpha kinase activity
Source: RefSeq, a predicted model, not a curated record
AUGGGCCGAAAAAAGGGAAAGAAGAAAGAUGCUGUUGCCUCGGAUCUUCCGAUUGUCAAUGACACAGCUACUCUGACUAAAGCCCGCGAACUCCAGGAGCAGGAGCUGGAGGUCCUUGAGGCAAUUUUUGACCGUGAUCUCAUCAAUCAUAGCCCUACACCGCUAUACUCACAUAUCUUUACAAUCCGUCUACUCUGUGAGGCAACACCGGGUUCAGCCACGACAGCUGAGGUGUUGCUGCACAUCGACUUUCCAAAAGCCUAUCCACUCAAGCAGCCGCCAAACAUCACAGUGGAAGCCAAGCACGGAUUAUCCGACAUUGAAACAAUAAAUUUACAUAAUAGUAUGUCGGAUUUUGCGCUAGAGAAGGUUGGAGAUGCUGUAGUUUACGACCUCGUGGUCUUCGCGACCGAUUUUAUUCAAGACCAUCUCAAAGACCAAUCAUCGUUUUUUGAUCAGAUGAUGGCACGUCAACAAGAUAUUCAGUUGGAAGAAAAAAUGGCUCAAGAUGCUUUUUUGCAGCGCCAGGAGGAGCAGGCAAUGGCCAAAAAUGAAGAGAUUUUGGCAUUUAUGGAAGCUGAAAGAAAAAAAAGAGAAGCGAUCAAAUCCAGACGAAGACGGAGAAAAAAUCGAUUGAGUAUCAAUGGUGAGUCGUCCGAUAGUGAAAGGGAAAUUCAAGAAAAUGUGGAGAUAUUGCCAGAUUUCAACGAACGACAUACAGAUACGAUCAUGACGAGAACGUCGUCGAGCUGUUCUGUUGCGGAAUCAGAUGUGUCGAUACUGGACGCUGGACUUGCGCCAAAGCAGUAUCGCUCGAGGUAUCAAGGAGAUUUUAAAGAGCUUGGACUUUUGGGCCGUGGGGGAGGUGGUGAGGUAGUAAAAGUGCAAAAUCGAUUAGACCGACAGCUUUAUGCAAUUAAAAAAGUAAAACUUGACCCAGAUGAUAAGACGAUGAAGAAGAAAAUUCUGCGAGAAGUUAAGACAAUUUCACGGAUGCAGCAUCGACAUAUCGUUCGAUAUUUUCAAGCUUGGAUCGAGGGCGAAUAUGGAACGUCAAGUGACGAUGAAAAUGAUAUUUGCCUUGUGGACAGUGAUUCUAGCGAUGACGAUAGCAAGCAAAGCGAUACUUCAAUGAGAGGGGAAAAAAAUGUUUUUCUUGAAACAAGCCUAUCGUCGGAUGAGCUGGGGUCAAUGAUCUCGUCAGAUGAAGAUGACUGGCUAGGCACAUUAGGCCGCAGUGCAGGACUGCUGUCGACGUCAGCUCGCAGUUUUCAUAGCAAUGGUCUCUCGUUUCAGAUUUCUUCUCAUCAGUCUAUGUCUAGCAAGUAUCGAGAUGAUACUGAGUGGGAGGCGCUGGAAGAAGCCCCAGAGAACGACAAGGACAACUCCAGUGAGGCCAAUGGUGAAAUUCUCGCACCUGGAAAAAUGCGCAAGCUCGAAAAAUUGUACAUUCAGAUGGAAUAUUGCAAAGGAAAUGCGCUUCGAGAAGUAAUUGAUAAAGAGGGUCUGUGGAAAAAUCCAGACAAAAUUUGGACACUAUUCCGGCAGAUACUGGAAGCGCUUGUGUAUAUUCAUCGCCAAGGCAUUAUUCAUCGCGAUGUCAAACCACCGAACAUUUUUCUUGACUCGGAAGGUAUUGUCAAGUUGGGGGACUUUGGUCUUGCUGUUCGACCCCCCAAAAUAAUGGAAGAUGAAAAUCGCAACAGCGAAUUAAACUCUUCGGGAGAAAAUGCAACAAAGGAUAUUAUGUCCGAGUCAGAUGGCUCUUCAGCUGCUGAGCUAUAUAGGCGGUUAAAGGUGGAGCAUUUGGAAAGCACUCAAGUGGGCAAACCAAUUGGACAGACUGCCAAUCUCAUGACGACAAUGUCGGCUGGUGUGGACGGAAAUAUUACUGCGGGCGUUGGGACAGCUUUUUACCGAGCACCAGAACAGGAACGAGAAGGUCAGCGAUACAACCAGAAGGUGGACUUGUAUUCGUUAGGAAUUCUGUUUUUUGAAAUGUGGUCGCCACCAUUUACAACACUAAUGGAACGCGCACUAGCGCUUACUGCCUUGAGGGAGCUGGAGCUUCCAGAAACUUUUCGAGCUCCCGACGAUGUCAAAAAGAUCAUUUUGUGGCUUUGUGACCGUGAUCCUUCCAAACGGCCAGAUGCAAAGGAGCUGUUGGCAAGUUCCUUGCUGCCCGCAAAGAUAGAAGUGGAAGGAUCGUAUCUUCGCGAGGCGCUAGACACUCUUGCCAACCCGCAGGGGAAGUUUUUCGGGCAAUUGAUUGGUGCGCUAAUUUCCCAGGAGCCUCUUGUCCACGAUGAUUACACGUACGAUCACCUUGAAUCAGUCAAGAUGCGAAACUAUGAAGUGCAGUUGCGCACAAAAACCUAUGUCUGCAGUGUGCUGCAAAAUAUAUUUCAGUGUCAUGGAGCUGUGGAAAUGUCAACACCACUGCUGAUGCCCCGUCUAUCGGCUCAGACGUUUCACGGUGUCAGCUUUAGCGCUUCACCGAGCGCAUCAGUGGUCCUAGAUAGUAAUGGAGUGGCAGUUGCGUUACCCUUUGAUCUGACCGAGAGACUUGCUCGCUUUGUUGCCCGGCACAACGUGUCACGACUGAAGAGCUACCAAUUUGACCGAGUAUUUCGGAAAAGCAUCGGUGGUGGCCACCCCCGUGAAUUUACCGAGUCGGAUUUUGACAUAAUCUUGAAUGAGAAAAGCCAUUCUCCUGUUCUGGAGCUUGAAGGACUUGAAGUCGUGUCAAGCGUAAUCAAAGCUUUGCCAAGCUCGCUUGGUUCAUAUUAUCUACGUUUUAAUGACGCUCGCAUAACGCGCGGUAUUCUUGAUCUUUGCCGCGUUCCCGGCAGUGCGCGUCGCGAGGUAUUGCAUCUCCUAUCCAACGAAAUAUCGUAUAAUGUACACGCUGGUCCGCCAUCCAAACUAGCCCCAAGCUUAAAAUCGAGUCAUUAUAAAUUUUGUGCAAAGAGAUUGAAGCAUUUUGGUGCGUCAGCAAGCGUUAUUGACGCAUUAAAACCGUUCUUUAUGUUACCAGAGGAUUGUGCCACGUCGCUUGAUACGAUCCAACUGGAAGUGCAGAACCUAUUUGCAAAGGAUCGAGAUCGUUUUGACUCGACCACAAAUAUUGAUGGUGAUCCUGGUGCUUUCUCUUCUGUCGACCAGAAGCAGGUUCAAAAGCGAGAUUUACAAUUACGACGUAUGAUUAAGGACGUUGGUGAAGGCCUGAAGUCUUUACGCUCUAUACUACAGAGUAUGCACUUCCUUCAGAUGUCUGGACCGGUGUGCAUACGGCUAGACUUGGGGUUGAGUCCGCGUCCUGAGCGAUAUACAUCUGGAUUCAUAUUCCAGGCGAUUUUGCUAGAUGAAUCGUUGUGCGGUGAGCAGAGCGGUGAUCAAACAGAUUCACUGAUAGUAGCGGCAAAAGAUAACCAGAAUAUCAUCGCAGAGGGUGGACGCUAUGACGCUUUGGUCUCUCGCUUUCAGCUUACGACUGCUUACGUCAAAGGCUCGGCAGUAGCUGCAAUGGGUGUGCGCUUUGCCGUUGACAAGAUUGUAUCUAUACUCGUUGUACCCAUGCGUCUCGCCUUGCUUGAUACCAAAUUUUCGGCAUCAGACGUGCUCACAGGUGGUCGCAAGGUCCUAGUCUGCUCAACAGGCGAUGCAUCCGAUACGAUUAUGUUUCGAUUGCACAUCGCGAGACUGUUGUGGGGUCAUGGCAUUGGCGUAGAGUAUCUCCAUCCCGAAUUGGUGCAUAUAGAAGACUUGGAAGACUACUGCGCACAGCAAAAUAUGCUCUGGAUGAUCAUUGUUCACAAGCACUUGAUACAAGAGAAGCAACAGGUGAAGAUUCGUGCGGUGAAAAGCCAUUCAGAGGCUGACGUGAUCAUGAAUGUGGUUGCGCUUCCGGAAUACAUCAGCGAGUUGCUUGUUAAUGUGAACAGAAGCUAUCAUGGCGAGUCAACAACUGGAGUUGGACGUAAUCACUUUGGAGACGGCAACAAUUGCAACAAUAGUAGUGGAAAAUGUGUAUCGACAGGUAACACGUUGCAGCCAUUCUUUGAUGUAAAGGUGGUUGAUGCAAAGUACCAGUCGAGGGAUCGAAAUUACCGUAACUAUCAACUUGACACACAAAAGGUCCAGCGCCGUGUAUCCAAGUGGAUCUCUUCUAGCUUUUCAUCGCGCGGGGAUGAAGCCAUGAAGGUGCUUUCUAUUGAUUUGCCAUUUGCUUUGCAACCCAAGGUUUCGAAAGCAGCUGAAGUAUACGAUGGAAGAGCUCAUAUCUCUCAUUCCAGAGUCAAAUUCACGCGGCGUCGGGCGUGA